AAGUGGAGAAUCUAUUUUCCAUGGCUGUUUUUCCAAGUUUUCUCAUUAUUUCCGCAUUAAUGGCAGCAUCAGCCCAGCAACAAAGAUAUUCCAAUAUUUCCCUUGGAUCUUCUUUAACCCCCAGUACAAAUUCAUCAUGGCUGUCACCUUCUGGACUCUAUGCUUUUGGAUUCUACAACGUAACAAAUGGCUAUGCCGUUGGAAUUUUUCUUGCUGGGAUUCCAGAAAAAACUGUAGUGUGGACAGCCAACAGGGAUGAUCCCGUCUCUCCCAGCAACGUGGUUUUAGUAUUAACCAAUGAUGGAAGGCUCAUUUUGCAGCAGGAAGAUAGAGAUGACAAAAAUAUUGCGAAUCCUCGCCUGCCUGUUGCUUCAGCUUCAAUGCUUGACAAUGGAAAUUUUGUGCUCUAUGAUUCGGCUCAGAAUAUCACAUGGCAGAGUUUUGAUAACCCAACAGACACUCUUUUGUCCGGGCAACGUCUAUGGGCUGAAGAAGUGAUCGUCUCCAGUGCUUCAAAAUCGAACCCUGCCAAAGGGAUUGUUGUGGAAGCUCUCUCAAAAGGAUCUUCAAAUGGGCUUUUCAGACUCAGGAUGCAAGCUGAUGGGAACCUAGUGCAAUACCCUGCAGAACCUAAUGUCAUGUCAUCUGAUGCUUACUAUUCAACACAAACCUUUGGACAGGGCAGUAGUGUAUCAUUGAAUCUUGAUAAUAAUGGCCAUCUUUAUUUGUUCGAUGGAAUCUCCGUUAUAUUCAAUUUAUCAAUGGGACAAUAUCGAACAGGAACUAUCUACCUCAUCCUCAUGAGAAUUGAUGUGGAUGGUAUUUUUUGUGUAUAUAAUCGCUCGUUGGAUCGUCAAGGCAACUGGGCUAUAGAAUGGUUCUCCAAUGAAGAUAAAUGUGUCCCAAAGGGUAGCUUAGGAUGUGAGAGGAAUUUUUCCAUGGAAAGUUGUAAAAACAAGGAUCAAAAUGUCAAUUAUAGAAUGAGAUCCCUGGAUAACACAGUGUGGGAAGACACUGAUUAUGAUAUUAUAGAAGAUAUGAAGACUAAAGAAGAUUGUGAAAAUGCUUGUUUGGGGGACUGCAAUUGUGAUGCCGCUUUCUUUAAAGAUGGAAUCUGCAGAAAGCAAAAGCUUCCAUUGAGAUACGGAAGAAGAUUGCAGGGUGGUUCAAAUGUUGCUCUUAUCAAGGUGGCCACACGUUCAUCUUUCACACAGGGAGUUCCAAAUAAUUCAGUUAAUGAAGUCGUGAAAGAACGUCAUCUAAACAACUUCUUAAUCAUCAGCAUUUCGCUUGUUGCUUUGGCUGCAUUGAUCUUGGCAAUUUCUUGGGUUUAUGUCCGCCGAAAUCAUGUUGGAACCUAUAUGAUUUCCAACAAUAGAAAUGUUGAAAUGAUUGAUGACGUUGGUUUACGAGCAUUUACUUAUGCAGAACUUGUGCAAGCCACAAAUGAAUUCGAAGAAGAGCUUGGUAGAGGAGCAUGUGGCACAGUUUACAAAGGGAUUCUAUCAAACAACAAAAUUAUUGUGGCUGUGAAGAAGCUCGAGAAAGACUUGGCAGGAAUGAGAGAGUUUCAAACUGAGAUGAAGGUGAUAGGGAAAACACAUCAUCAUAAUCUUGUCCGACUUCUUGGUUACUGCUUUGAAGGAUCCGUGUCGCUUUUGGUAUAUGAAUACAUGAGCAAUGGAUCACUUGCAGAUAUACUUUUCAAUCCCGAAAGUCGGCCAUGCUGGGAAGAGAGAAUUAGAAUUUCUCUUGAUAUUGCCAGAGGCAUCCUCUACUUGCACGAGGAGUGUGAGACACGGAUCAUUCAUUGUGAUAUUAAACCGCAAAACAUUCUCAUGGAUGAGCACAGGUGUGCAAAGAUUUCCAACUUUGGAUUGGCAAAACUCUUAAUGCUAGAUCAAACAUACACCAAUAUAGGGAUCAGAGGAACAAGGGGUUAUGUUACCCCAGAGUGGCACAUGAAUUUACCUAUAACAGUCAAAGCAGAUGUUUACAGCUUUGGAGUCGUGCUCCUAGAAAUCAUAUGUUGCCGAAGAAGUGUUGAUCGAAGACUCCCUGAGAAUGAAGCUAUUCUUCAAGAAUGGGUUUACAACGGAAAUAUGUGCCCAAGUUUAGAAAUUCUAAACUUAUAA
This is a messenger RNA of Olea europaea var. sylvestris, 2135 nucleotides long. Its product is annotated as G-type lectin S-receptor-like serine/threonine-protein kinase LECRK1. The record is from RefSeq and is a predicted model, not a curated record. Lineage: Eukaryota; Viridiplantae; Streptophyta; Magnoliopsida; Lamiales; Oleaceae. The transcript is spliced from 4 exons. Gene Ontology annotation, molecular function: ATP binding; protein serine/threonine kinase activity. Bases 21 to 2135 code for a protein of 704 amino acids. Gene Ontology annotation, biological process: protein phosphorylation.